AUGUAUGAAGAUUCCUGGUAUAGCUAUGUGCCGGAUUCGCACUCUAGAAAGGAUGAGCAAGUCUCCCAAGCCUCUGGCCAUCGGAGGAGAGAGUCGUUGUUGAAACAGUCCAAUGGAAACAACCAGAUAUCCAGUCCCCAAGAUCAUAUACUGGACCUGUUUGAAGAGCCCACAGGUUUGAAAGGUCCUCCUGCAGCGACGCUUGCCAGGAGAGCCAAAUCCUACUGUGACUUUUACGAUGCUGCCGUGACCUUUCUCGGGAAGGGGAACGUGGUUGAGCAAUCUCGAGAUGUCCUCGAAGCUGCAGAAUCACCUCCAAGCCUUGCUAUCCUCGAGACAAGAUUUGAGGGUUUUGAGGAAGAGCUCCUCGCUGAGAGCCAGGAGCAAUAUCGACUAUACAGAGACCAACUUGUCUUAUCAGAGCGGCAUCUUGACACAUUGCUAGCUGAUACAACGGACGCGCUAGACUUACUUGCCUCUCUCUCCGAGUCCUUCAAAUCCGUCGAAGCGGAAACCACAACUUUCCAGGCCAAUUGUGAAGACCUGUUGGAUGAGCAGAAACGACUUCGUAGUUUGGCGGAUGAGAUUGGAACAGACCUUCAAUACUAUGCCUACCUAGAACCUCUUACUCGCCGUCUGAACGCUCCAGGAUCUGGGCGACUAGUGAGGAACGACGACUUCUUGGAAAUGCUCAUGAAUCUGAACACUUGCAUUGAUUUUAUGGACCAGCAUCCAAACUACCGUGAUUCAACAGUGUACAAAACUCGGUACUCAACACUGCUUGAGCGAGCACUCAAUCUUGUGCAGAACGCCUUCUCGAUUGCCCUUCGUGACGUCUUCGAUGAUGUUUCGAAGGACCUCAAGGUCAAAGAACACAAUGAAACUGCCGAGUACAUUCUGCUUUACGGCAAAUACGAGACUGCAUAUGAGAACCUCGGGAUGCCCAUUCAAAAGCUACUGAAAAGUGUAGAUUUUGCCUUCGGCCAGAAGGGUGAUGUAAAGGCCUCCAGUCCUUAUGUCAACCAAUAUCACGAGCUCUAUAACCAGCUCGUCGAUGCCUUCCUCAAAAGUCGUGAGCCUGUUGGAACUUUGGUAUCGAAGAAUUUGCGGAAGUUUGCAGCGAAGGAGAAGCCAGAAACCGAUUUCGAAGUAUUCGCUCGGCUCUGUAUUCAGCAUGUGCUUGAUGUUUGUUACAACGAGCAGAAAUUAGUGACGCAUUUCUUCCAGGACGGCCCUCUCCUGGCAGAUUACCAGCCUCUCGUAUCAUACACUAAAAGUAGUGAGUACGCUGGCCGUCUUGAGAAUAACAUACUAUCACAUCUGGAGACGCUUCACGCCUUCCUCAUGCCACACUUCAGUAACGGGGAUCUCCAACGAAUAUGCGGACUGGUCAACUGGCUAGAGACCAUGUAUAUGGUAUCCAAUGAUGAAGACUUGGUCGAUGAUCAGCCCGCAGAUAGUCGAGGAUCAAUUGCUCAGGCUUUCUUGAGCAAAUACCUCUGGAACUCACUGGAUAGUCUGUUUCUCAAAGCAGCUACGGAAAUCGAACACUUCAAACCAACUCAAGAGGAUCUCAAAGUCCAACUCAAACAGAAGAUCAUUACGAACGAAACCACGAAAUCGACAAGUUUACAGGAUAUUGAUGGGAAAGUCCGGGUUCACGGCAGUCAUGCUCCACUAGUCUCAAACUCCUAUCCUACAGUCAAGACAGCUGUCAAACUCCUGGUCAUGUACAACGAGGGCGUCUACGACAGACCACGAACCAGCGAUGUUCUUUACGAGAUUGUACACCAAGUCACAGAUUCUCUUCAGAAAGCUGCCACAGUCAUCAAACGCACGUCCAACAUGAUGGACGCACAGCUGUUCCUGAUCCGCAAUCUCAUGUUUAUCGAGAACCUAUUCAUGACACGGGAGAUCCCAGACGUUGUCCGACAAUCUGCCGAAUUUGACUUCUCCCCAAUCUGGGAUACGAUUCAGGAACUCCAGGAGCGCAAGCAGCUAUUCAACCCUCUCGCCUACAUCACUCCUCUCGUGAAAGGUAACCUACUUCCUGCAGUUGUAGACCGUGUUUUGGAUGCACGGAAAGAGCUGGAGAAAGUGCUUGUGCAACAAAUCACGGCGUUCACGAGGACGUGGCAAUCCCGCUUGGCGGAGCAGGAUCCUAAGAAAAGGGCUUUGGUUGCUAGAGAGCUCGAAAUCUUGUUGAACAAGGCAUUCGAUGACGAUACGACUCGGGCCGCACUAUCAAAGAUGAUUCGAGCAGAGGAGAUAGAGGGAGCGGCUUAA
This is a messenger RNA of Cadophora gregata, 2286 nucleotides long. It is a transcript of the gene COG3, whose product is annotated as Golgi transport complex subunit 3. Bases 1 to 2286 code for a protein of 761 amino acids. Gene Ontology annotation, biological process: intra-Golgi vesicle-mediated transport; autophagy; Golgi organization. Gene Ontology annotation, cellular component: COG complex; cis-Golgi network; membrane. The transcript is spliced from 5 exons. Lineage: Eukaryota; Fungi; Ascomycota; Leotiomycetes; Helotiales; Ploettnerulaceae. The record is from RefSeq and is a predicted model, not a curated record.